Messenger RNA from Trypanosoma grayi, 474 nucleotides. RefSeq lists its product as hypothetical. Bases 1 to 474 code for a protein of 157 amino acids. The transcript has a single exon. The record is from RefSeq and is a predicted model, not a curated record. Lineage: Eukaryota; Euglenozoa; Kinetoplastea; Trypanosomatida; Trypanosomatidae.
AUGCAUGACUGGCAGCACGUUAAUUGUCUGCACGUACGCCUCGUCGAGCAGGCACACGCCGAGGAGGAGGUCCCCUGCCGCCUUGGCAGGAGCAGCAGAAUCCACCAAAGGCGAAGGCACGUGCAACAUGACGCCCGGCGAGCACACCUCGCACGAGUGGAACUCGCCGUCCUUCGGAGUGCCGCCAGUGGCACCAUUGCUGGUGGUAGCAGCGCACUUACGCGGCAGCCACACGCCGAUACGGGAGCCCCGGCCAAUGUUGUUAAAGUUCAACAGGAAGAACGGAGGUGGAAGCCGCAGGCGGAACGGCCGCUGCUGCUGUGCCUCCUCCACGAGCAGGCAGCACAAGAUGCUACAGAAGGCGGUGAACUGCGAGGAGGACCGCGGCUCCUUCGCCACAAGGUCGUGCAGGUGCGGAAUGUCCUCAACAAGCGUGGUGUUGCCGACGAGCAGUGCAAUCUUCAGCGCGCAUGA